Molecule: messenger RNA, 222 nt
Organism: Penicillium soppii
Lineage: Eukaryota; Fungi; Ascomycota; Eurotiomycetes; Eurotiales; Aspergillaceae
Exons: 2
Coding region: 1-222 (73 amino acids)
Source: RefSeq, a predicted model, not a curated record
AUGACCGAUUGUGAAAAUGCUUCACUUGGUGGAAAUCAGUCACCUGGGGAACGCUGGAAGCGCGUCUGGAAGAGCCAGCUUGGCCGCGAUGCCGAGCAAGCUGAGGGGUUGGUUAGAUGCUCUUAUGCAACCACACAGGUGCAGCGACCUGAGUUCCCGUCUGGAUUUCAAUACCUGGUUGCAACCAUGUAUCCCAACUCAGUAUUCGGCAGGUUGCUCUGA